AUGGUUCGAGCUUUUCAUCACCAAGGCAGCAUGCAAAAGUCCAAGUCUUUUCAUUUCAGGAAGAUGUUUGAGAUUCCAGGGAAACAUAUUCAUGGUUUAUUUGAUAGAGAUCAUGAUGAAGGUGAAGAUGGUAAGGUGUAUUCAAAAAGCUUUGAAUCCAGAAGUACAAGUGACCUGCCAUUGGAAGUUAAGCAAACAGGACAUGGUCUCAAUAGUGAUCGUACACCGGCAGCAAGCAUGGGUGCUGAUGUACCUAAAAUGCCUCCUAAGCCACCAACUGAAACUGACAUGAUGAAGGAAAAGUUUGCUAAGCUGCUUUUAGGAGAAGACAUGUCAGGUGCAGGGAAUGGUGUUUCUUCAGCCUUGGCUUUGUCCAAUGCUGUAACAAACCUGGCUGCAUCUGUUUUUGGAGAACAAAAACAGCUGGAGCCAAUGUCCUCAGAAAGGAAGGCCAGGUGGAGAAGAGAAAUUGAUUGGCUUCUAUCUGUGACUGAUCAUAUUGUUGAAUUUGCUCCAUCAAAACAAAUAGCUAAGGAUGGAACAAGCAUGGAGAUCAUGACUACUCGCCAACGAAACGAUCUGCUCAUGAACAUCCCUGCCUUGCGCAAACUCGAUGCAAUGCUCCUUGACACAUUAGACAACUUUAAAGAUCAAAAUGAGUUUUGGUAUGUCUCUAAAAAUGAUGAAGAGUCUGAGAAUAACACUAAAACUCAAAGGAAGAGUGACAAGUGGUGGCUACCAACUGUUAAAGUUCCCCCAACAGGGUUGUCUGACACAGCUGGAAAAUGGAUACAGUCCCAGAAGGACAAUGUCAACCAAGUACUUAAAGCAGCCAUGGCAAUAAAUGCUCAAGUACUAUCAGAAAUGGGGAUUCCUGAAAACUACAUUGAGUCUCUCCCUAAGAAUGGUAGAGAAAGCCUUGGUGAUUCAAUCUAUAAGAACAUUACAGUGGAAUACUUUGAUCCUGGGCAAUUUCUCUCAACAAUGGACUUGUCCACGGAACAUAAGGUGCUUGACCUCAAGAACAGGAUUGAAGCUUCCAUUGUGAUAUGGAAAAGGAAGAUGGUCAACAAGGAUGGAAAGUCUUCUUGGAGUUCAGCGGUGAGCAUGGAGAAGAGGGAACUCUUUGAGGAGAGAGCAGAGACAAUAUUGUUGAUGCUCAAACACCAGUUCCCAGGACUUCCACAAUCUUCACUUGACAUUAGCAAAAUCCAAUACAACAAGGAUGUGGGACAAGCCAUUCUAGAGAGCUAUUCAAGAGUAAUAGAAAGCCUGGCUUACACAGUGCUGUCAAGGAUUGAGGAUGUCUUAUAUGCUGAUUCAAUGACAAAGAACCCUUCAUUGGCAGUGAGUAGUAGAAAGUUUUCAUUGGAUUCUUUACCAGUGGCUGAGCAAACUUCACCAAAUUCUGGGGAUGAAAAUAGCAACUCACAAUCUUCAGAGCCUGCAAUGACUCUCUCAGAUUUCAUGGGUUGGGGAUCAAUCAAGGUAGGGAGUGAAAUGAAGAAGACUAGCUCUACAGGAGACUUAGAAGAGUUGGAUGAAAACGAUGAGAAGGGUAUGAAUAAAUCUCCUAAACUUACAACUCCAAAAAAAGCUUACUACUUGGAGAAGCUUGAGUACUUGAAUACUUUAAGAAGUCCCAUAGCUCGGAACUAA
Abrus precatorius (Indian licorice) is the source of this 1659-nucleotide messenger RNA. Its product is annotated as rop guanine nucleotide exchange factor 9-like. The record is from RefSeq and is a predicted model, not a curated record. Lineage: Eukaryota; Viridiplantae; Streptophyta; Magnoliopsida; Fabales; Fabaceae. Gene Ontology annotation, molecular function: guanyl-nucleotide exchange factor activity. The transcript has 7 exons. Bases 1 to 1659 code for a protein of 552 amino acids.